This is a messenger RNA of Anguilla rostrata (American eel), 2196 nucleotides long. RefSeq names its product heme oxygenase 1a (gene hmox1a). The record is from RefSeq and is a predicted model, not a curated record. Gene Ontology annotation, biological process: heme oxidation; heme catabolic process; response to oxidative stress. Gene Ontology annotation, molecular function: heme oxygenase (decyclizing) activity; heme binding. The transcript is spliced from 12 exons. Bases 195 to 1784 code for a protein of 529 amino acids. NCBI's taxonomy places the organism in Eukaryota, Metazoa, Chordata, Actinopteri, Anguilliformes, Anguillidae.
GGGAGAGGAGAGAGGUAUAAAAAGGAGAUGUCUGAGGACUGAACGACAAAGGACGGCAGUUAAAAAACGUAUUCACAGAGGAGUGGAGACAAAACGCUAAGUUUAAGCUGAGCAAAUCACUGCAGAAAAAAACAUCAAGAGAGAAGCAGGGGACAGGAAGACUUCAGAGGCCACAAGCAACAUACACCACAGAGAUGGAAGCAGACAUGAAGAAGGUAACAGAGAAAGUGAAGGGCACAGACAGUGACCUGUCAGAACAGAUUAAAGCUGUGACUAAGGACAGUCACGUCAGAGCUGAGAACACAGAACUCAUGCUGAGCUACCAGAGAGGACAUAUAACUCUCCCACAGUACAAGCUCCUGCUGUGCUCACUGUAUGAGAUCUAUAGAGCCCUGGAGGAGGAACUGGACAGAAAUUCUGCCAACCCAGGCGUAGCGCCAAUUUACUUCCCCCAGGAACUUGCCCGAAAGGAGGCACUAGAGAACGACCUUGAGUUCCUCCUUGGACAAGGCUGGAAGGAGAAGAUCACAGUCCCUGUAGCUACACACAAAUAUGUACAGAGACUGAGACAGAUUGGGAAAGAAAACCCCACGUUGUUGGUGGCCCAUGCCUACACCCGUUACCUGGGUGACCUGUCAGGUGGGCAGGUCCUGGGGCGUAUUACCCAGAAGUCUUUGGGGCUGAGCAGCGGGGAGGGUCUGUCCUUCUUCUCGUUCCCUGGAGUGAGCAGUCCCAACCGCUUCAAGCAGCUGUACAGGAGCAGGAUGAACAGUGUGGAGCUGACGGAGGAAGAGAGAGAGGGAGUGCUGGAGGAGGCUGUCCGAGCAUUCGAGUUUAACAUCCAGGUUUUUGAUGACCUGCAGAAAAUGCUGACAGUCACAGAGGCCGACGCCAACUGGCAACGCCGACAGGCGCAACACUCCAGUAAAGAUGGUGUUGAGACUGUCAAGAACAGACUGACGGAAAAAGUACAGAUAAGUAGCAGUGACCUAUCAGAACAGAUUAAAGCUGUGACUAAGGACAGUCACGUCAGAGCUGAGAACACAGAACUUAUGCUGAGCUACCAAAGGGGACAUAUAACUCUCCCACAAUACAAGUUCCUGUUGUGUUCACUCUAUGAGAUCUACAGAGCUCUGGAGGAGGAGCUGGACAGAAACUCCUCCCACCCAGGUGUUGCACCAAUUUACUUCCCCCAGGAACUGGCACGACAAGAGACACUGGAGAAGGACCUCGAGUUCCUGCUUGGAAAGAACUGGCAGGAGCGGAUAGCAGUCCCUGCUGCUACACACAGAUACACAGAGAGACUGAGACAGAUUGGCAAAGAAAACCCCAUCUUGCUGGUGGCUCAUGCCUACACCCGUUACCUGGGUGACCUGUCAGGUGGGCAGGUCUUGGGACGCAUUACCCAGAAGUCCUUGGGGCUGAGCAGCGGCGAGGGUCUGUCCUUCUUCUCGUUCCCUGGAGUGAGCAGUCCCAACCGCUUCAAGCAGCUGUACAGGAGCAGGAUGAACAGUGUGGAGCUGACAGAGGAGGAGAGAGAGGGAGUGCUGGAGGAGGCUGUCCGAGCAUUCGAGUUUAACAUCCAGGUUUUUGAUGACCUGCAGAAAAUGCUUACAGUCACAGAAGAGACUGACGUCAGACACAGGCGCACGACGGGCAACGGAGACCCAUCAACUAUGGCUUUUCAACUACCCACUUCAUUGGUUUCCUCCUUAUCUGUAACACGAUUUGUCCUAGGAGUCUGCAUCGUCUUGGCAGUCGCUGUGGGAAUAUACUUGCGAUGACAAUACAACUAUCAGAACCAUUCUGAACCUUCACUCACUGUAUCGUGGACAGUAUUAACUGUACUAUUAUGACAAGUGGCAACGCACAGGCUUUGACUGACAGAUUCAUUAACAUUAUAAUUGUGCAUACUGUAGCUCAAAUUUAUUUCCAAAGUAUGUGAAGACUACCGCAGUAAUUUACUGUUCUAAUACUACUAUUUCAGUUUAAUAGGAUUUGAAGUUACUGUAAUCAAGUGUUCUGCACUGGGUCUAUUGUAAUAAUGUUUAUAAUGUUGCAAUACUUGAAUGAAGUAAGCAAAAUCGAGAUUUCAAAUACUGUCAAAUUUCAACUGCUAGUUACCAUGUAAUCACUUUCUUGUAUAUGUACAAAAAUUUUACACAUCCAAAUAAAACAAGGCAAAUGAAUUCUGUA